AUGUUGCGCAGGAUGCUGAAGCGGAUCGUCUUGUCCCAAGACCAAGCGGCGCCCGCCGGGACCUCCUACAGCAGCAGCAGCAGCGGCGCCAGCAGCGGUGCCAGGGACCAGAGCACCCACACAAGCAAGGUUCUGGGUGCGGUCGCUAGCGCCGCUGCAGGUGUCGCCAGGUCAAAGCUCCUUACCUCCGCCGCUAAGCGCAACGGUGGUCCACUCCGCCGGGCAAGGACGACCAUCACGAUCGCCACGGCGACGGAGACGCUGCCGGCGCCCGUGCCGGUACCGGCAGCGGUGUUGAGCCUAGCCUCCCCGAAGCCCUCUAAGCCCUUCGCCCCCGUGCGCAAGACGACGGACAUCAACGCCACCGAUGCUCCCCUGCUGCUACUGACAUCGUCGGAAACAAAGUCGACGGCCGUCCCUUCCCGCGGAAGGCCCACGUCUCCCCGGGCGCGCGUCGGGCGCCCGCCGUCCCCGCGUCGGUCGCCGCGAUCGCCCUUGUCCCGCUCCCUAUCCCCGCGACGCUCAGGAACAGCCGUGGGCGCGGCAGCGGUGGAUGCUUCUUCUUGGUCCGCUGCUGCUCGGCCGGCCGCCUCGAGGGUGGGAGGGGAUUUCAGCCCUGCUGUCGCGGAUAAGGAUGGCACUUGCAAGCACGGGUCGCGGGAAGUGGGUACCCUUGACGCUUCGGGCACGCCUCCGCUCACCCCGGCAUCUCCCGUUCCCUCUCCUGCCGUAGCCAUCUCCGCGGGCUCGAGCUCUUUCAACGCCCCCUUUUUCGGAAGCAGAUACGGCCGCGACGACCAUGACGGUGACCUCUCGGAGAAGGGUGACGAGGUCGGCCCCUCCCUCCCGCCGGCGCGUGACAACGGUGCCUCGCCCGCCGAGCACGGGGAGGUCCCGCCAGUCCGGGGAUCCGGGGCCGGUACCCCCCUCAAGCAGGCCAAGCUUGUUGUCCCCGUCGACGAAGGCGAGAGAACGGAGACGGCGGCCGCGGCGCCGGUGGUGGCAAGGAGCAGCGGCGACGGUGACAACAAGAGACCACGGAUAGACGUUGGGCACGGAGAUUUUGGUCGCAUCGUUAAGGGGGCUCAGCCCGGUGUGCUCAGGACCGCAUUCAUCACGAAUGUGCGGCAGCGCCGGGAGGUGGCCGUGGGAGAAGCCUGCGCGCUGGUGCAGGCGGCCCGCGUCGCUCUCGGCGGAAGCGAGGGGUGCGCCGGGGCAAGAUCGCCAUUGCAAGAGAUUGGCAUUAUCGGGGAAGGCUCGUUCGGCAUCGUGGGCGGUGCCACCCACAGCUUCCUGCCGGGAGAGUUCGCGGUGAAGAGGCUGAAGGAGGGUGCGGACAAGAACGCGAGGUACUGCGCUCGCGUGGAGAUGAUCGUCAUGGCGCGGUGA
Ectocarpus siliculosus is the source of this 1389-nucleotide messenger RNA. The record is from the annotation of a GenBank genome assembly. Lineage: Eukaryota; Phaeophyceae; Ectocarpales; Ectocarpaceae.